GUCUCGCACUCGCCUAGCUAGGAGGCUCCGCUGUGAACGUGGGCAAGACAGCUGCGUCAUUCGCAUGUGUGCUCUCAGUAUUUGUUGUGUAUGAGACAUCGAGACUCUCCCGAAGCAUAUCAUUGGCCGGAAUCAGGAUGUUCUUAUAGAAAUAAGGGGUUGGGAGACAUGCCAGGCCAACCUACAAAAAGGGAGGUCGUCGUCUCUCCGUUGAUGACUUCUGCAGAGAACGUUUGAAAUCACUAGCAACAACUCGUUUACAACCACAUAGCCCAAUAUGACGGAAUACAAGCUCAACAUCAAGAUUGACCAGAACAUGGUCAAGAAGUUCAAGGCCGGUGGGCUCAGGUUAUGCCUUGGCUUCGGCUUCGACACGACUGCGCGGCCGGGGUCUACCAAGUUCAACGUCAUCGGGUAUUCUUCAGUCUGCGCUCGAAACUUGACAGUCACAUGGGUGGACGACUACUCCAUCGCAGGAACCAUGAGCGCCUUCUCAAGCGGAGUGAAGUUCGACGUCGCAACAACCCAACAACCCAUCACCUUUGGCGAAUCCUGGACCCUCCCACCAGACUGGACCGACGGCGAAAUAGCCUCGGACGAAACAGCCCCCGCCAACGGCUUCCUCUUCAAAAACCUCGCCUCCUCGGCGUCAGCAGUCAUCUACAAGACCGUCAACGGCGUCGAAAUCCCCGUCCACGUCAGCCAGUUCGGGCCCCUCCCGCCCGGCUCCGAGACCCUGACGCCCCAGCCGCUGGCGGCCGUGUGGUUCCAGCCCUCGGCGGAGACGGGCGCCAUGGUGGACAAGAUUCACGAUUCUUCGCUAAAGAUUAUUGAUUUUGAGGAUGUCACGUCGCAUGAGAUUGAGUAUGGCCCUUCUGGGUCGUGGACUGUGGUUGAUUAGGAGGGUGUGAGAAGCAAUGGCUGGCUUGGCAUUGAACACCAGACCGUAACUAGCGAUUUAAACAGAGCGUGUUUAAGAUGGGAUGAUCCACACCCCAAAUAAACAGAAUUCAGAUGAACACGAUCGUCCUUGGCGUACAAGAGGCUACACGUUAUGUGAACUUUAGACAUAUCUCAUCAUUGUCAUCUACGCCAGGUCUUGAUACUCCU
Molecule: messenger RNA, 1110 nt
Organism: Colletotrichum phormii
Lineage: Eukaryota; Fungi; Ascomycota; Sordariomycetes; Glomerellales; Glomerellaceae
Exons: 3
Coding region: 278-901 (207 amino acids)
Source: RefSeq, a predicted model, not a curated record